Leopardus geoffroyi (Geoffroy's cat) is the source of this 2481-nucleotide messenger RNA. RefSeq names its product SH3 domain containing GRB2 like 1, endophilin A2 (gene SH3GL1). The coding region runs from base 202 to 1308 and encodes 368 amino acids. Gene Ontology annotation, molecular function: protein binding. Gene Ontology annotation, cellular component: cytoplasm; glutamatergic synapse; presynapse. Gene Ontology annotation, biological process: synaptic vesicle uncoating. The transcript is spliced from 10 exons. NCBI's taxonomy places the organism in Eukaryota, Metazoa, Chordata, Mammalia, Carnivora, Felidae. The record is from RefSeq and is a predicted model, not a curated record.
GCGGUUGCCAUGUAAUAUCCUGGCCGCGCGGGCGCGCGAGGGGCUGAGGCGGCGCUGGGGCGGGCGCGGAGCUGGCGAGAGGGCGGUGGAGGCGGCGCCGAGGGGGCCCGCUGAGGCGCGCGGGGUGUCGGCGGCGCCCGGGAGCUUGUCGCUUGCGCGGUCCCUCCGGUUCGGGCGGGAGCCCUCACGACGGAAGGCAGCAUGUCGGUGGCGGGGCUGAAGAAGCAGUUCUACAAGGCGAGCCAGCUGGUCAGUGAGAAGGUCGGAGGCGCCGAAGGGACCAAGCUCGAUGAGGACUUCAAGGAGAUGGAGAAGAAGGUGGACGUUACCAGCAAGGCUGUGACAGAAGUGCUGGCCAGAACCAUUGAGUACCUGCAGCCCAACCCAGCCUCACGGGCCAAGCUGACGAUGCUCAACACGGUGUCCAAGAUCCGCGGGCAGGUGAAGAACCCUGGCUACCCGCAGUCAGAGGGCCUGCUGGGCGAGUGCAUGAUCCGCCAUGGCAAGGAGCUGGGCGGCGAAUCCAACUUCGGCGACGCCCUGCUGGAUGCGGGGGAGUCCAUGAAGCGCCUGGCAGAGGUGAAAGACUCCCUGGACAUAGAAGUCAAGCAGAAUUUCAUCGACCCCUUGCAGAAUCUGUGCGACAAAGACCUCAAGGAGAUUCAGCACCACCUGAAGAAGCUGGAGGGCCGCCGCCUGGACUUCGACUACAAGAAGAAGCGGCAGGGCAGGAUCCCCGAUGAGGAGCUGCGCCAGGCCCUGGAGAAGUUCGAAGAGUCCAAGGAGGUGGCCGAGACCAGCAUGCACAACCUCCUGGAGACGGAUAUCGAGCAGGUGAGCCAGCUCUCUGCGCUGGUGGAUGCCCAGCUGGACUACCACCGGCAGGCCGUGCAGAUCCUGGACGAGCUGGCCGACAAGCUCAAGCGAAGGAUGCGGGAAGCCUCCUCUCGCCCCAAGCGGGAGUACAAGCCCAAGCCCCGGGAGCCCUUCGACCUUGGGGAGCCCGAGCAGUCCAACGGGGGCUUCCCCUGUGCCACGGCCCCCAAGAUCACAGCUUCGUCUUCCUUCCGAUCUUCUGAGAAGCCCAUCCGGACCCCCAGCAGGAGCAUGCCCCCGCUGGACCAGCCGAGCUGCAAGGCUCUGUACGACUUCGAGCCCGAGAACGCCGGGGAGCUGGGCUUCCACGAGGGUGACGUCAUCACGCUGACCAACCAGAUCGACGAGAACUGGUACGAGGGCAUGCUCCACGGCCAGUCGGGCUUCUUCCCCCUCAGCUACGUGGAGGUGCUGGUGCCCCUGCCUCAGUGACCGCGUCGGCCCCGUCCACGUCGGCCUUCUGCAGCCGGGGCGGCGCCCGCAGGCGCUCCCCGUGGGGGAAGGCGGGCCUCGCUGGGGCAGCAGGGCUGGAUGUCGGGGAGGGGCCCGCUUCCACGAGGGCCCCCCCCACCCCGCGGUCCCCGCUCCAGGCGGCAGUCUGGGGGCCGGGCAGUAUUUUCGCUCCCCGACCCCGCGCCCCGAGGGGGCGAACACUAAGGUGCUCUUAGAAACACUAACUUCCUCCCACGCCUCCAGGAGCGGGUAACUCCAGGUGGGCCCCCUCACUCUCACACGCGCGUGCACACACACACACACACACCCCUCCCCCCCCCCCCCCAGGAGACCUGCCCUGAACAGGAGGAGAUGGGGGUUCUGAGCAGGACCCCUGGCCGACACUCACCACCCUGCUUUUCAAUUCACCCACAACACUCCUUCCCAGCCCCAACUCCAGGGCUCCCCAGGCCCUGGCACACCCGUGGAUGCCACCUCCCUGGGGAGAGAUGAGCCUGGGGUCCUCAGGGUUCCCCUAAGGCCGGCCCUCUCUGAGCAGCCUCUGAGGUGCCGUCGUCUCCCUCCUCCAGUGCCCUCCACCCUGCCCCGCACCCCCUCCUCGCCUCCCAAGUGUAGGGUGCCCCGCCCCAGAUAAGCACACCAGACGAUCCUCUGGCACAAACCGCCACCACCAGCCGUGCCCACGGCACACGUGUGCACCACAGACGGGACCACGGGAGUCUUGUGCCCUCUGUCCUGCAGGUGGUCCCAGACCCCUGGGACCACCCUGAGGAGGGUCACAGGCACCUCCCCAAUCCCAAGCCAGCCACUGUCCCCACCGCUGACAGCGGCCCCAGCCAUCUUCCUACAGACAGACCAAGGCAGGCAGCCGCCCUGACCAACAGAGCCGAGCCCCGCAGCUACUUCCUCUCUUGCCCAACCCAAAAAUUGGCGCAACUAGGGGACCUCGGGACUGGAUCACAUUCCCCUCCUCUGAUGACCUUGCAAAGGCCCCAGGGACCCCUGGCUCUGAGGCCCCCUCAUUGCCAUUACAUGGGGGAAGCACAGACCUCCCAGCAGACAUGAGCAGUGGAACCUGGGCCACAAUCGGCAGAUCGAAAUGUAAUCCUGAUUUUUUUUUUUUUUUUAAAGUAUUAAAUGUCUCUUUCUACA